Messenger RNA from Schizosaccharomyces japonicus yFS275, 2199 nucleotides. Its product is annotated as inositol phosphosphingolipid phospholipase C. NCBI's taxonomy places the organism in Eukaryota, Fungi, Ascomycota, Schizosaccharomycetes, Schizosaccharomycetales, Schizosaccharomycetaceae. The transcript has 2 exons. The record is from RefSeq and is a predicted model, not a curated record. Gene Ontology annotation, molecular function: sphingomyelin phosphodiesterase activity; mannosyl-inositol phosphorylceramide phospholipase activity; sphingophospholipase activity. Gene Ontology annotation, biological process: sphingolipid metabolic process. Gene Ontology annotation, cellular component: membrane; cell periphery; fungal-type vacuole. The coding region runs from base 381 to 1664 and encodes 427 amino acids.
CCAUAACGGUAAACUACCCGACGCGCUUUUGAGUUUAUACCACACCAUCCGUCCGUCGCCUCCCCGGAAUCCCAACUCGCUGCCGACUGCAUAAAACAAUCCAGUUUUGUGUCAAUUGCUUCUUCUUGGCGUGUCUUUCAGCUUUAGUUGUUCCCGGAAGUCCUUCCGAUAAUCACUGUUUUAUCUUGCAGUUAGUCGUGCUUUUUGCGUGCAUUGGUAGUCGCUUCACUUUUGAACUUCUUCAUUUUUGUGUACUUUUGCACUCCGCUUUGAGCAAUUUUUAGUCAGGAGUUUAGGCUUCUUGUUUAUUUUUUUGGAGGAAGCAGUUCCCACACUUUUUCCCUGGAUUUACCUUUUUCCUCUGCUUCGAAACAUUCGUAAUGACUUCAGAAAAAGCAGAUAACAUUAAGGUCCUCUCCUUCAACUGUUGGGGUCUUCGUUUCGUUUCCAAGUACAGAACUGAACGUCUUCAUGCCAUUGGUGUAAAAUUGUCAGAAUGUGAUUAUGACAUUGUUCUGCUUCAAGAGGUUUGGUCAAUUAAUGACUAUCACAGUAUCCAGAACUCAACGCGUGAAAACUUGCCUUAUUCACGUUUCUAUCAUAGUGCAGCUAUGGGCGCUGGCCUGGCUGUUCUCUCGCGUUAUCCGAUUGUUGAGACAACGAUGAACAAAUAUCCUCUCAAUGGUCGUCCACAAGCUUUCUGGCGAGGUGAUUGGUAUGUAGGAAAGGGUGUCGCUACGGCAUCUCUCCAGCAUCCUUCCGGUAAGAUCAUCUCUGUGUUCGACACGCACUUGCAUGCUCCAUAUGGAAAGGGAGAAGAUACGUAUCUGUGCCAUCGUAUGGCCCAAGCUUGGUAUAUUUCUAAGCUGAUCCGUGCUGCUGUUCAACGUGGACACAUUGUUCUUGCAGCCGGCGACUUUAAUUUUCAACCCUUGACGGAACCGCAUAAUAUUAUUACAAGCUAUGGCCUGGUCAGUGACUCUUGGCUGAGUGUGCAUCCUGAUCAAUAUAAGAAUGCUCCUUCGAGAUUCACAUUGAGUGACCAAGAAUUGAUUGACAUCCUUGGUGUCACUUGCGACUCACAUUUAAAUACAUGGCGUGCAAAUGUUUCCGAUAAGGACAUGGACGACUAUGUGGCUAAGCGUUUGGACUAUGUCUUCCAUUCUCCUAAUAACACAGAUGCCGUUAGCAGCAAAGUUGUGUUUACCGAGCAUGUCCCUAAGCUUGACUGCAGCUACUCUGACCAUUUUGCCAUUGAGGUGGUUCUAGAGCUGAAGAAGAAGCCAACAGAAGUUACGAAGACGCGCUUGUCAGAAACAAUUGUCGAUGACUUGUUGGCUGUGACAUACAAGUAUAUGAUUCGGGAAAAAUGGUACAUGCGCCUUCGCGUUGCUCACCUCAUCCUCUCUAUUCCGAUCAUCAUCGGUUUACAUGUUGCAAUUGCCUGGUGCGAUCCUGCAUGGCUCAAGGUCAUCAUACUUUUUAUUGCUGUCGUGCUUGCCGUUUCUGCUGUUGGUAAUGGUUUUUGUAUUGGUUUACUUUUCGGACGUUGGGAGUUUAGCGGCUUGUUGGAAUUUGCCGCAGAAAUGAAGGAGCAAAAGCUUUUGUCGAAGAAAUAUUUUAUGGACAACCCUAUAGAUCUUCCUAAGUCUCUUGAUUUGUGAUUCUUUCGUCAUGAACGUUUACGACGAAGAAAACGACCGAUUUCUGGUAGGAAAUUGACCGCUUGUUGUCAACCUUGACUGUAACGUGUUUUGGGCUCUUUUCAUUACUGCAUGGUCUGUUUGGCUUAUAUUUUUUUCUAUUCAGCAACACAAUGUACUUUUUGUUUUUCUGGGCUUUUUUGUAUCUUCAUUUGUUCUGCGGUUUCGACAAAAGUCGUGAUUUGAGAUUACUUGUACCUUAGAGCAGAUGCCCUCAAGCCUCCUUCUCUCUUUCCACGCGUAAUGCUUUGUCUUUCUUUCAUUGAAUUUGCGACGUCUUUCGUUUGGCAUUUUUUUUGUUUCAUUAAUUCUCGUAACCUUGUUUCCAGUUCACUGUUGUUGUUAAGAUAAUUCUGUGUUCUUAAUUUGAAGUCUGUUUCUUUCUCAUAAUGGGCGGUUGCGAUAAUUUAUGUUAAUACAUUCAUUAACUUACAUCAAACAUAAUAUAAAAUUCAUCAAACCUAUUUACUAAGCCAAUCCAGCAGCAUAACUUACG